GAUGUCGCUGAGGUGGAAGAGAAAGAAGCAACUCGUCUAUGAUACGUAUAGGCUUUCUUCCUCAAGUUCGCUUACUUCCCUUAACUACAAGACAACAUCGGCUUAUUCGGAUUUACUGCAAAGGGCUGUUUCAGAUGAUAACGUAGGUACAUUAAAUGGAUUAAUAUGCUCUGGAGCGGAUAUAAAUGCUGCCGACCAGUUUGGAGAUACCCCUCUAAGUUUAGCAAUAAAAAGGGGACAGUACGAAAUGGCUUCUUAUUUGAUAGCAAAUGGGUCCCGUGUGGAGCAUUUACCGGCCGAUUCCGUUGUUAGCAGUCUCGUAGAAUCUGGAAAGAUUUCUCUGAUAAAGUCCCUACUGGAGGCCGGAUACGACGUUGAUAGUAAAGAUGGCCUUGGAAACACUCUCUUGCAUUACGCGCUUGAAAAAGGUAACUUUCCCGAAUUGAUUACAACCAUCCUUGACCUCUCCAAACCGAAUGUCAACGCUAAAAACCUAAAGGGUAGAACCCCUUUUUCGCUGGCUCUUUUCUACCCGGAUUCCUCACCCCAUAAUACAAUCGAAAGGAUGCUAAGAAUGAAUGCAAAACCAUUCGAUCCAAUUCAAAUUCAACUUGGUUCUAGCUCCAGGAGGGUUUCAUCGUUAUACGCAGCAUGUUCCGUAGGUAAGGGAAGAGGUGUGCAAAAACUAUUAGAAUAUGGUUUACACCCGGAUGGCUAUUUUUCGGGGAAGAAGAGCCGUAAUUCAUCAUUUGAUUUAAAUCAAAAUUUUUGUCAGGAAUUUCGACCAGUUUGCAUCGCUAUUUACAAUUCAGACUUAUCAUCUUUAAAACUAUUAUUAAAAUAUAACGCGGAAACUCAAUUUGGAAUUGGUCACGCCUUUUGCGUCUCUAGUUCUAAAAUAUGCCAUUCCGACGCUCUAACUUUAUCAAUACGUCUUCGACGAUACGACGAAGCAAAAUUACUACUUCAAACUGGUUCACGACUAAAUUGGGAAGAGCUUGAUAGACGUCAAAUACUACUCCAUUAUCCCUAA
Messenger RNA from Dimorphilus gyrociliatus, 1033 nucleotides. The record is from the annotation of a GenBank genome assembly. Lineage: Eukaryota; Metazoa; Annelida; Polychaeta; Dinophilidae.